AAACAGUUGAUGAGAAUAAAGAAUCCUUUUUGUUGCCGAAAAUCAGCCCCCACUCACAAAGCCAACAAGAUAAUAGUCUAAGUAGAGCAGUUUGUAAAAAACAAGGAAUUAUACGUACGAAAUUACAAAUACUAAUAUAAAAAUAUAAUCAAAUAAUUUGAGGUUUCCGUAUUUUUGUUCAUUUUGUUUUUUUCAGGGCAGUUUCUUUCAUCAUCAUAACUGCAGUUUUCUGUAUUUUUUGAAUGUUUUUAAUUUUGUUUCUUAAAUUGGGAUCCCACCUUCCCUCGUCAAGCUUUUGAAUAGAUUUGCUUGUUUUGGAACUCUGGCCAGAGUACCCGACAAAUCAUUUAACGCGACCCCAAAAAUCUCAUUUUUUUCUUUUUGUUUUUGGUGUUCAUUUGAAAAAACUAAACAAACAAUCUCCAUUAUUGAGUUGAGAGGGCACAAGGAAUAAUUAAUGAGACAAGAUAAUGUAACAACAAAAAUUCAACUUCCUCCAUUCGGUUGUUUGGGUGAAAAAGGGGAAUUAAAUUUUGGUACACUGAUAUUGACUCAUCGUCUGAAAGAUAUAAUGCUGUGUGAACACGGCAACGGAGUCAAGAUUUUUCACCCCUGCUUCUGUGUAAUUGUGUUGUUGCUCCAUUUCUUUCUUGUUGCGUGGAUCUGAGGAAACUUUGGCUCAUUUGGCCGCCAAGAACACAUGCAGUUGCUAGUGAGAAUUAACUCCAAAAAAAAAAAAAAAAAGCUAGCUUGCCACAUUUUUUAACUUGUUCUUCAUGAUUAGUUUUCUUGAACUUGUUCUUUUUUUCAAAAGUUGAAUUGAUUUUCUCAUCUGGGUUCAUUCUAGUUAGAACCCAGAAAUUCAUUUGGGUUUUUGAGUGUUGUUUACUUGUUUUAUUAUACUAAUGAUUAUGCAUUAUUGGCUUGCUUCUCUGUUUUUUUUUCUUCUCUGAGAAUUUCUUUUGGGUUCUUGAAUUAAGCUAAAGGAGGGUGAAGAAAAGGGCUGAUCAGGAGAGACAAAGAAGGAACCUUUUCACCAAGAAAAAGGGUUGAUCAGAAGGGGACAAGAAAAGAAUUUGUACUGGGACGAAACGACUCGAGACUUGAGAAUAUGCCUCAAGACGGACCAAGAUCGAUUGUGUACAGGUCAUUCUUCUCCUGUGAAGAUCCAAAAGGUGUUGUGGAAUGUAAGACAAGCAGAAAAACCAAGACUGAUUCUCAUAAGUUGGAUGAAAAGGUUGGACAUCCGAAGACGCAAAAGAAUUUGAGUCGGUCUUUUUCAUGGAAUGGAGAAAGGAAUGACACCAUCUCCAGAGUGCCGACAGAUCAGGAGCUACAUAGUCCAUCUACUUUUCAACUUAUGCAAAUAUCUAGAGGUGCAGAGAAAUUAAACCAAGUUAUAGAUACCUGGUCUAAGGAUAUAAGCCUUGAAAAGCAUUCCAAAGAUAUUGCAGAAAACUUGUUAAAAGGAGCUCUUGAUCUUAAGGAGUCUCUAGCCAUGCUGGGGAAGCUACAAGAAGCUUCACAAGUCAUGGCAAAGUUGAAGAAAAAGCAGAAGGAUAAGGGUGGAGGAGCAAAACUUGAUGGAGGCGGCAUUGAAAGGACUAUGUCUGAUCGUUUUGGAUAUGCAAGCCAAAGAACUGUGGAGUUCGAAAAUCCCAGAUUUUCUGUUGAUGGGUCGGCCAGAGAUUGUUUUGAUGAGCUCAGAGAAGUGAUAAAAGAGAGCUUUGCUAGACAGAACCUGUUGCCGAAAAGUUACAAUGAAGAGAAGCCUUAUUCUGACAGACCAAAAUCAGAAUUCUUGCUGCCUCCAUCAUCCCCAGAUAUGUUGUUGUUGCCUAAAAGUUUCAAAGAAGAGAAAAGUUAUUUCGAUAGAACAGAGGCAGACUUCUCAUGGGAUCCUUCGUACCAAAAUCAUAAGCUGUCAAAGAUGUCCAAGGAAUCAAAGGCGAAGUCAGACUGCUCUCAGGAUCUUCCAUCCACCAGCUCAAGCCAAUCCUCACAUUAUUUCUCCUAUGAAUUUGACUCUUCUGACUCUUCUAUAUCCAAGUCACUUGAGACGAAGCCUAAGGCUCCUAAUGUAAUAGCCAAGCUGAUGGGCUUAGAAGAUAUCUCCCCAAAACGGUUACAGUCACAUCCGCAAAAGCACUAUGGGAAGGAAAAGGCGCUCAAUCAAGGGCGACUUAUCUUUGAUAUUGAUUUGCCAAAGGCAAGAAGGCCUCCUUUUGUUCAGAAGCUGGAUCAACAUCCGCGAACAUUAGAAGAACUAACAGAAACUGUACAAUUCAAAGGACUUUUGUCAAGUAGCUCUCCGCGUCGGUUUGAGCAUCUUUCAGAUAUAUCAGACUGGAGAAAAGGAUUUGCCAGUGAUGUCCCACCCAUUGUGAUUAUAAAGCCUUUGCCUGUUUCUGAAUUAAAGGAAGAAGCAUUGCGUAGGCCGAAGCUUGAGGAUUUAGACGAGAAGAUGCUCAGGAAGAGGAAAGUGAAAAGUGAGCUUCCUCCAAGGCCUCAUAAUGACAGGGAAGGAGCUCUAAAGUCCACAGAAAUUCGCCGAGAAGUGAGAGCUGAAAAAUCUCCAGGGAAAAGGCCUAUCCAGGAAAGAGCAAGCAAGGAUUUUGGGGAUGCAGUUGCAAGAAAAGGUGAUAAAUCUAUCAAACGUCAGGAGAACCCUCAUUCUGCAAUGAAUAAAGCUUCCAGUCCUUUGAAGCCCAGAAACCAAAAGAAAGAAGUAUCUCAGAAGAUGGUCAACAGGAACCGAAAGGCAAUUCCAAAUUCAAGCAAGCCAACUGAAGAUGAAACCAAAAAAUACAGAGAUGCUUCUAAAGCUCUCCAAUCAACUAAGCUUAAAUCAGCAAGUGCAAGGAAAUCUGAGAAGGAACCAAAUUUCUCAAAUGUUCAGGUUCUGAAGGAUCAAGGCGCAACUGUAGAUACCAUGGCUGAAUGCCUUACAACCUCAGAGAGCUCAACUGGUCAGAAAAAGAAUGUUGGGAAAGAAGAACAAGCCAGUGAGCUAUCAGAAAUUUCAGUUGAAAGCGAAAUCUGCAGUGAUGAUUUUCCAGUUGAUCCCGUGUCACAAACCGUGCCAGAUGUGACAGAAAAUUUGAUCAUCCCUUCACAGCAGAUAACUGGCGGCGAAGAAAAAGAUAUUUACGAAGAUUUAGUUAAUUGCAACAAGAGCGCUGCUUAUCCUGGUGAUUCUUCGGUGAUCCUUCUUCUCGAUAGUGAAUUCAAAGAAGGUGCUGGUAAUAGCAUCAGUUUCUAUGCAACUGACAAGAAAAGAUAUGAAAGGAAUAACACCAUGAGGAAUUUACUUUUGGGUAGUACCUCAUUUGUUAAUCAUGCUGAGGAGCUCUUUGACAUUCAUUCACAUAGACCUACAUAUUCACAUACAACUAGCUUGCAUGAAUAUGAAACAGAUGACAGUGAGGUUUUACUUGAAUGUGCAAAAGAACUACUUGGAAAUAGAUGUCUUCAGUGUAAUUUCGGAGUCCAUCCAGUGCCAAAUACACUCAUUAAGGAGUCAAAAAUCUGGAUCCCCCUUGAUCAAUUGGUGGAUGAGAUUUGUGAUGGAAUUGAGUAUUUGAGAAGUUACUAUAAACUUGGCGAUAAGGGGCUUAUUGUGCACAAACUUCAUACCGUCCUCCAAAAAGAUAUGUGGGGCAAAGGAGUAGUCACAGGAGCUUGGGAUUUCGGUUGGAGUAAAGGAUUUACUACACCAGAUGAAAUCGAUGAGGUAGUUGUCAACAUAGAGCAUCAUAUUUUAAGUGAUUUAUUCGACGAUAUGCUCAGGGAUUUGGCAGUGUAACCACUUGUGUAAAAAAAUCAGCAAGGGACUUGAUGUUCUUUUCUGUAUAUAAUACACUAACACAUAGGAUAGUUUGCUGAUGGGGUCAUAUUUCUGAUUCUUGAGCUGUUAGUAUACUACACUGUAUCUAGUUGUAACUUUUAGGACCAUAGUACAGUACAACAUGGAAAGUGUAACUCGUAAGGAUGAAAUGGGAAGUGUAAUUUAAACAACAAUUUUGUUCUUCCUUCACCUCAAUCCAUACUGCACUUUUUUUAUUUUAACAGUUUUUUUG
Oldenlandia corymbosa var. corymbosa is the source of this 4079-nucleotide messenger RNA. Lineage: Eukaryota; Viridiplantae; Streptophyta; Magnoliopsida; Gentianales; Rubiaceae. The record is from the annotation of a GenBank genome assembly.